This is a messenger RNA of Xiphophorus maculatus (southern platyfish), 1145 nucleotides long. Its product is annotated as leukocyte surface antigen CD53-like. NCBI's taxonomy places the organism in Eukaryota, Metazoa, Chordata, Actinopteri, Cyprinodontiformes, Poeciliidae. Gene Ontology annotation, cellular component: membrane. The transcript is spliced from 8 exons. The record is from RefSeq and is a predicted model, not a curated record. Bases 186 to 872 code for a protein of 228 amino acids.
GUUUUUAGCAGAAAGAGGAAGUGAGACGGGCCGCUGAAAGCCCCAUGAGCCAUUCAGCUCAGUCCUUCCUCAGCACAAUGAGAAGGGGAAGUGUUCGCAGCAGCACAGUUCACUUAACUUCAGCCUGAAAACAAACGGAGCCCAACAGAUCCAAAUUCUACAGGUUCCAUUAGCAGAGUGUCACCAUGGCUCAAGGCUGCCUCAAGUGUUUAAAGUACACCAUGUGUGUCGCCAACUUCCUCUGUUUUGUGUGUGGAGUGGCGGUUCUGAGCUUCGGUGUGUACCUGAUGGUGAAUUUUAACUUCACUGCUCUCACCCCGUCUCUGGCCAGCCUCAACAUUCCCAGCAUGCUGCUGAUCAGCGGCAUCAUCAUCACCUGUGUGUCCUUCUUGGGGUUCCUGGGGGCUCUGAAGGAGAACCGCUGCCUCCUCAUGACGUUUUUCCUGGUGAUCUUCAUUCUGAUGCUGGUGGAGCUCACAGCAGCAUGCCUGAUGCUCAUUUAUGAGGCCGAGAUUGGCGACAUAGUGACAAAGGAUCUCAACAAAGGUUUGGAAAGCGCAAGAAAUAAUCAAACUAAAAUAACUGACUGGGAUAUUGUUCAGAACACGUUUAAGUGCUGCGGAGUCUAUAACGCCAGUGACUGGGGAAAUACAAUCCCUGAGUCCUGCUGUGUGGAAACAUCAUGUUCCUCAAGAAAGGACCCGGAGUACAAAGAGGGCUGUUUGAAAAAACUGAAAGAAUGGUUUGAAGAAAACUUCCUAACUACCGGGAUCGCAGUCAUUGUUCUAUGCAUCAUUGAGGUCCUGGGAAUGUGCUUCGCCAUGACGCUCUUCUGCCACAUCAGCAGGUCUGGACUGGGAUACAAGUUAUAAACACCUGGUGGCCUCACAUCGUUGUACAGUUAUAAGUCCUCCUUAAAAGCCUUGAAUGAAAUUUAAUUUUCUUGGACAUUAUUAAAAAAAAAAAGAAGCUUCAUUGUAUAGAUUUUAUUAUUCACCUCACAUGACACCUCAGUGUGAAGUGAGCACUGCUGUUUUUUUACUUGUUGCAGUUUUUCCUGCAUGUCUUUAUGUUAAACAGUUUCUGAUGCAGUUAUUUGUCUCCGUCUCUGCUCAGCCAAUAAAGUUUGGUUCACUCAAAGCUGA